Aspergillus pseudotamarii is the source of this 1116-nucleotide messenger RNA. RefSeq names its product UbiD family decarboxylase. The transcript has 4 exons. Bases 1 to 1116 code for a protein of 371 amino acids. NCBI's taxonomy places the organism in Eukaryota, Fungi, Ascomycota, Eurotiomycetes, Eurotiales, Aspergillaceae. The record is from RefSeq and is a predicted model, not a curated record.
AUGGUGUCAAAUGUGAAUAGCUGGGUGUGGUUGGCAGUCGUAGUGCUAAUCGCAUUACUACGCUAUGUCUCCCGGUGGCUUCAAUUGGGUACGCCCAAAAACUUCCAAAUCGAAGACCUUGUGAUGAUUGUCAAUGUGGUUCUCUACGUUCUAUUAACGGUUUACUUGAUCGAGGUCGAAAAGCACGGGACCAAUGGGAUUCCCUUAGACAAAGUCGACCGCAUUGAUCCCUCAACAAUACCGGAUCUUAUCAAGGGGAGUAAGCUAGUGCUUGUAGUAGAACAGCUAUGGCUAGGAGUCAUCUGGGGAUGCAAGGCAUGCUUGCUCUUGUUAUACUCGACCAUGACAUCGGGCCUUUCGCAACAUCGAAUUGUCAAAUUCAUCGGUGCAUUCUGUGCGCUGAGUUUCGUGCUAGUUGAAAUCCUCUUUUUCGCAGCAUGGUGUCACCCUUUCUCCGCCUACUGGUCGGUCCCGCCAAAAAACAUACAAUGUUCCGUCUACCGCAAUCACCUCAUCCUCGUCUUGGCCCUGAAUGUUGCUACCGACCUCAUGAUCAUGUGCAUCCCAUUGCCCCUCUUGAUUAAAGCCAAGCUAAGCCUCUCCAAGAAGCUUACGCUGUGCGCCGUUUUCUCACUGGGUAUAUUCGUCAUCCUCUGCUCGAUCCUCUCCAAGUACUACUCUAUAUCGAAUCCCUACGGAGACCGCUGGGUGGACUGGUACGUCCGGGAGGCAGCGACGGCCAUUGUAGUCGCUAAUAUCCCUCAAACAUGGACAUUGUUCCGGCGAAUGUUCAACUGGAAGUCCUUCUUGGCACACUCGUCAUAUAACCGCAGCCACAGCCGAAGCAAGUACACCAAUCGUCUGGAUAGCUCCACCAUCCAUCUCUCGCGAUUCAAAGGUGGAGAUAAAUCGCAUACGCACUCUGUCGACAUCACGGCGUCUGGGGAGCAUAUUAAUCGGGACGAGCCGUUGGAAAUCUGGGAGCAUCGUCAGUUCCAUGUCACGAAUGAACCGGGAGCAUCGAGCGAUAGCGGUAGUCAGAGCAGUAUCAGCUUGGAGUUUGAUACUACUGGGCUGAAUCCGCAAGGCAAGACGACCGUGACGACAAUGCCUUGA